This is a messenger RNA of Lolium rigidum, 1350 nucleotides long. Its product is annotated as mitogen-activated protein kinase kinase kinase 18-like. Gene Ontology annotation, molecular function: ATP binding; protein kinase activity. The record is from RefSeq and is a predicted model, not a curated record. Gene Ontology annotation, biological process: protein phosphorylation. NCBI's taxonomy places the organism in Eukaryota, Viridiplantae, Streptophyta, Magnoliopsida, Poales, Poaceae. The transcript has a single exon. Bases 1 to 1350 code for a protein of 449 amino acids.
AUGGCAAUGAUCAGCGAGCGAUGGACGCGGGUGCGGACGCUAGGCCACGGCGCCUCGGGCGCGGAGGUGUUCCUGGCAGCGGACGACAAGUCCGGAGAGCUGUUCGCGGUCAAGUCGGCGCGCGCGGCCGGCGCCGCGGCGCUCAGGAGGGAACAGGCGAUCAUGGCCGGCCUGCGCUCCCCGCGCGUCGUGUCCUGCGUCGGCGGCCGCGCCGGACGCGAUGGCUCGUACCAGCUCCUCCUCGAGUUCGCGCCCGGCGGCUCGCUCGCCGACGAGGUGGCGAAGAGCGGCGUCUUCGAUGAGCGCGCGAUCCGAGCGUACGCAGCGGACGUCGCAGCCGGGCUGGCCUACCUCCACGAGGAGGCCAUCGUGCACGGGGACGUCAAGGCGAGGAACGUUGUGAUCGGCGCCGACGGUCGCGCCAAGCUUGCGGAUUUCGGGUGCGCGCGGAAGGCGAGCGAGAAUAUCAUUGGCGGCACGCCUGCAUUCAUGGCGCCGGAGGUGGCGCGCGGGGAGGAGCAGGGCCCGGCAGCCGACGUCUGGGCGCUCGGCUGCACUGUCGUGGAGAUGGCCACCGGGCGUGCCCCGUGGAGCGGCAUCGAUGGCGACGCGCUCGCGGCGAUGCAUCGGAUCGGCUACACGAACGCCGUGCCCGAGGUGCCCCAAUGGCUGUCCGCGGAGGCGCAGGAUUUCUUGGCCAGGUGUUUGGUCAGGCAGUCAACUGCACGGUCCACGGCGGCGCAGCUGUUGGAGCACCCUUUCUUGGCCUCUGCCGCCGGCUGUAACGCGAAGCUGGAAGCCGUGGAGGGCAAAUGGGUGUCGCCAAAGAGCACGCUGGACGCGGCAUUGUGGGAGUCGGAGUCCGACUGUGAGGAUGCCGACGAUGAACUGUCGCCCAGCGCAGCCGAGAGGAUCAAGGCAUUGGCCUGCCCUGCCUCGGCGCUUCCAGACUGGGACUCGGAUGAGAGCUGGAUCAACGUGCUCUCUACGUCAACCAAAGCAUCCGAUGAGGUUGUUGUACCGGCCGAGGAGACGACUGACUUGGACGACGCAACCAUUAGCGAAGAACAAGCUGCAGAUUGCGGCAUUCUCGACAGUACCACCAUGGACAACAACGAUAGCAGCGUUCUCGGUGUAGGACAAGCAAACUACGAUUCAGUCGCGCACAGUAUGCCUCAGUGUUUGGAAAUUUCUGUUUGCGACGAAGUAGUUCAAUGUAAAUUAUUGUGCAACAAAAGCAUGAAUGAAACGGAUAUUGUUCGUGCGCAAACACUCUGCUUCGCUCUGUUUAUUUUGCGAAUUUCUCUGCUCCUACUUCCUCUCUGCCCCGAUUUCGACAGGUUCAGUUAG